Messenger RNA from Gregarina niphandrodes, 2883 nucleotides. RefSeq lists its product as hypothetical. Lineage: Eukaryota; Apicomplexa; Conoidasida; Eugregarinorida; Gregarinidae. The transcript has a single exon. The coding region runs from base 1 to 2883 and encodes 960 amino acids. The record is from RefSeq and is a predicted model, not a curated record.
AUGUCUAAUGAGAACCGCCCACCGGAGACAGAGUUCUGUCCUAAUCCGUCUGCAGCCACCCGACAUGCCUUCGGGCGGGAGAAACUUCCCCAGCGAGUAAGCAACAAAAGCCGCGACCAAGCACUCGUUCUCCAGUCCUUCAUUGUUCCCACUCGGAUCGUGCCCGAGACGUCCCUGCCUGCCGACUCCGACAUAUGCGCCAGCUGGUCCCUGCCCCAAGAGGAAGAAUCCGAGGGGCGACGGUCCCUGCCGACUACCCCUCUGUCACCCCUCUCCGUUGCUGCGGUGCCUCUCCUCCCAAUCGCCGCCAUGGGCGAGACCUGUUCAGAGUCGAGCAACGCCCCGUCAGCGGUACAACCUGCCACCGGCUACCGCGCUCCGCUCAGACACCGGUCGCUCGCAAACUUACCCGUCACACCCAGUGCCGAGACCCUUACGCCAGUCACCCGGCAUCUGCCCACCGAGCAUCUGCCGUCCCGGCAUCUGCCCUCCAUCCUGUCCUCCUUGAGGUCCCCAGACGGGGCGGUUGCAGACCAGUUCGACAAUGGCCAGAUAGAGGGAGAGAAAUACACCACGGGGACUGAGACGGGUCUGACGGAAAUCCGGCUGACCGAAAGCGCAAACCUCGCGUCGGAGCAGGGCGUGCCCGGCCCAGAAUCUGAAUCCUUUCAGUCUUCGGAGAUCUCCGAGUCUUCGGAGUCAUCCGGCUCCUCCGGGACAGAGGAGUGCUUCGGCCGCACGUACGAAGGACUGCCGUCGGCGUCGGCCGAACCCUCGGCCGAACCCUCGGCCGGCGCCAGUCCGGUCACAGCGGCGCCGCCCGCCGCAGUGGCGAGUCCCGAACCGCCUCGGCGGGCGUCGACUUACGCAGCGGCAGGCCAGCCGUCCUCUUCCGCCGGCCAGCCGUCCUCUUCCGCCGGCCAGCCGUCCUCUUCCGCCGGCCAGCCGUGCUCUCCCCGUGGUCCUACUGGCCCCACUUGUUCCGCUGGUCGCACUUGGUCGCCGGGGUCCCUGCCAUCAGACCCCCGUCCGGCCGCCGUCAGCCCUGCGGUGCGGAAAGAGAGUUUGUCUCAGUCCAGUCCCGGGAGCCCGAGUCGGGACGGACGGGUGUGGGGGUUAAUGGGGCCGGUAGACGGCAGUCCGGCGUUGCCGCCUCUGCCGCGACCUGCGCCGGUUUGGUCGGGGCGCCGGCGGCCGCCGCGGUCUAAGUUCACGUGUCCCAAGAGGGCGGAAAAGGCUCCUUGCAUGUCUUCUUCCAAGGUUUCCUCUGCUUCCGACGAGGAGGACUUCCGGCUGCCGAUUUUCCGGCACUAUGAAGCGCCUUUUGACGCACCCAAGACGUACCUCAGCACCACGGCCGCCGACACACGCGGCGACUCCGACUCCGAUGGCCAGGCGACGCUCCUUGCUGAGCAUGCACACUCACACAUGCGCCCCCGAACGCGGAAGGGCAACCCGCGACCCGAGGGACGACCCGAAGGACGGCCUGAGGGACGAGUAGAGGUACGACCUGAGGGACGCCUGGUCGCUGGACGACUAGUCGCCGGACGACUAGUCGCGGCACGGCCGGUCCUGGACCGGGGUGGGGCCCGGGGUCUCUCGUCUGAAGAAAGCGCCCGGGCCGGCUCGCCGCUCUCCUCCUCGGGCACCCCCGACCGCCCCGAACCUCUCUCCCGGGGGGCGACGCAAUCCAGGGGGGCGGCGCAGUCCAGGGCGACGACGGAGUCCAGGGGGACGGCGCUCUCCAAGGGUAGCAACUCCACGAGGGGUCUUGGCUCCAAGACGAACAUUUCCAGGGGGGGCAGCGCCAAAGGGGAGACGAGCGGCUCCUCCGCAGCGCCUACCGCAAACAGCCGGGCGUGCAAGCCGCCCCGGCCACCCCGUAGCGGCGACACGGCGCCCGGGCUCUCGACCGAAGGGACGCUGCCAGGCAAGCGGGUCCGCAACCCCGGAUCCGGCGCGCCGAGCCACCGGCUGCCCUGGGCGUCGGUGCGUCGCGCAGAGGCUGUCGAGAGCUACGCUUGUCCCGGUAAGACGGACACCGGUGGCUACCGUCUCACGGCUGAGCCCUCCAGGGCCGCCGACUCGUCCUUUGCUGUUGACAGGUACGGUGAGAGUAGUGCGUACAGUCGGGUCGAUCCGUACAGCGCCAGUGCCGGAGAUCCGUACAGGGGGGAUCCGUACAGCGCGGGGGAUGUGUAUAGUGGACGGGACCCGUACCGUUCGGUGGACCCGUAUUGUUUGGCGGACCCAUACCGGGUGGCGGAUUUGGAUCCGUUUCCGCCGGAUCCGUAUUUGUUCGGGGGAGGUGGGGGGCACGGUCAUGGUUGGGCUGGUGGGGGUUGCAGUUACCGCGAGUCUGGUGUGAGUUCUGCGGGAAGUCCGUGGCCGCGGCGUGCGACCCCCGACUGGCAGCGGGCAGUGUCGGGGCCUGUGCGGCCGGUGUCGACUGGGCCGUCGCCGAGUGGGUCGUUGCGCGCGGUGAAGUCUUCGUGUGCGGCGUGGCGACGGGAGCCGCAGCGUGUGCAGGAGGCGUUGCGCGAGUUGCCGGCGGUGGCGAGUGCGCCGCAGCCGCAGGUCCCGGCAGCGCGACUGUCCCCGCCUGCGCAGGCCGGGCUGCGUCGUGCGCAGAACUACAACCUCGGCAUGGUAACCGGAGUGCCAACUCGCGAAGGGGUCGAUUGGUGCUGGACUGAGACCGCCCCUGCCCGCCUAGACGGCACACGCACCGACGGAGCGGCAGGCAAAAAAGAGUACAGAGACCCACUCCCCAGGUGCUCCGUCUUCCGCCCAGACGGACUCCCCAUACGCAACUGCUGGGGCCGCGAGGUCAUGGACAUGUAUCGCGCCUACUCGCUCCGCUGCAGACAACAAGACACCUAA